Helobdella robusta is the source of this 633-nucleotide messenger RNA. RefSeq lists its product as hypothetical. The transcript has 3 exons. The coding region runs from base 1 to 633 and encodes 210 amino acids. Lineage: Eukaryota; Metazoa; Annelida; Clitellata; Rhynchobdellida; Glossiphoniidae. The record is from RefSeq and is a predicted model, not a curated record.
AUGGCUGGUAAAGGAAGAUCUACGAAAAAUUCUAAUAGCGAUGCUCUACGAUGUGAAAAAGAAUCAACAGAUGUUCAGUGUGUUUGUUGUGGGAUUUCGUUUGCUGUCGGCAUGACUGAGGAAUCGUUAGAACUAUUGAAGGCAUGUGAUAACGUCAAAUUUGUGUGUGAUGAGUGCUUGAAGUCACCAUCAAUAAAGGAUCAGAUCAUCAAAACAGUUGAGAGUGGAAAAGCUGAGAUAUGUGACAAGAUAAACAGCUUAAGUAAAGAGAUUAGAUCAGAAAUCGAUGCAAUCAAGGUAAAAUUGGAAGCAAAUGAAGGCAAAAUGUCUGGAUUGGAUGUCCCUGGAUCAAAGCUCUGUGAUGAGAUUUCGAACUUUAGAAAUGAAAUGACCAGAUCAUUUGCUAGCGUGGUCAGUUCUGAGGUUGUGAAAAAUUACCAGUCUGAAGAAGAAAAAGGAAACAAUUAUCAUCAACAUCAACAAAAGAUACUCAAUUUCACGGGGAAUUUGAUCACUGAGCCAUCACAACAAAACAACAUAGAAAACAAGACAACGAAACAACAACACAAAGAACAAACAAUUAGAUACAUAGAUAUCAUUAAAGUGAUCAUAUUGAGCUCGAUCAGAGGUUAA